AUGUCAGAGAGAAGUAUAAUAGCGCGCUUACCGACAAUCGAAAUUACACUUUGUUUUUUGGUUUGGAUAGUACAUUCAUUCGUGGCAUUUUGCAUUGCAUGGAAUGUCUCUUACAAAUUUCGCAACAAUUUAGUUUUGGAAGCCAGUAGAUACAUAAAUGGUUAUCAAGAGGAUCAAUCCGAUUUGGAGUGGGAUUAUUUUAUCAAAUCGUUAAGUCGAAUAUUGAUCAUCAAUACAUUACAUAUGGUGCUGUUCAAAAUUUGCCCAGUUCUUCUGCCGAAACAAUUAUCGCAGUGUUUACUGCUGGUAUUUUGGAUUGUUGCAGAGAUCUUCUUCACAAGUAUCACUUGCGUUAUAACUGUAUUCAUGCUAGCUGUCGUAAUGGGUAUUGUAGCAAAUUAUUGCCGCCAUGAAUUAGUUUCAUGGUUUAUCCUCAUAAUGUUCAUAAUUAAAGUCCAUUCGAUCAUACAUUUCAGUAAAGUUGAAGAUGUUUGUUACAGAGAAUUCAAUUAUUAUCUUUAUAGCGUUGUAAAGAUUCUUAAUUUUUGCAUUUACUUAUCACGAGCGAAGGAUAUCAACGUCAGUCCAUUCUUAAUUUUUCGCUAUAUUCAAUAUAUAUUUUAUCCGCCGUACUCAAUUAUUUUAAUUGUUCUAUUCAAUGAUUUUGAUGCAGAAAUGACGGAGAUUGAAAACAGUUCCUCGAAAUGCAUAAAUUACAGAGUUUUGCUCGUACGUAUGGUACGAAUUAUAGUAUGGUUCAUAGCAUUCGAAAUGAUACUACAUUCCAUCCAUAUUCAUGCACUUCUUGCCAUAAGUCCAGCAUUAUUCAAUACUCUCAAUGAGUAUCAAUUGGCGAGUGUAGCUUACGUAAAUGGCAAGUUGUUUUAUAUGAAAUAUUUAUUGAUCUUUGGAAUUCCGGCUUGGUUCGCUUCAGCUGAUGGCCUAAAACCUCCGGCAGGACCUAUGUGCAUAUCUCGUAUUAGUAAUUAUUCACAGAUGUGGCGCAAUUUCGAUAGAGGCCUUUACGUGUUCCUCAAAAAACAAGUAUAUAUACCAGUGUCAGGUAAUCCAAGCAGCAAAUACUUUUCACUACGUCGUUUCGCUGCAUUGGGAUCUGUAUUUUUGUUUGUACUUGCUUGGCACGGAACUUCUUCAAACUAUUUUUACUGGGUUUUACUUAACAGUCUUGAAAUAUGUAUGGAGUGGUUUGGAGCAGCAGUAUAUAAAACUACUUUCUACGGCAAGAUCCAAAAAUUUUUGGGGCCCAGAGGAGAGCGACGACUUAUCGCAUAUUUGAUGAUAACUACUGCCGUGCCCGGAAUCUUCGGUGUAUUUUUCUUUCUCAAUCGAAAAGAAAUUGGAAUUAUUAUUUUUAAACGCUUGUAUGUCAAUUUAGUUGGUGCAAUUUUCUUGGAUUUGCCUUACAGCUCACUUUAUUAUUAUGCGAUAACUGCUCAUUUCGUAAUACUUGGAUAUUGCUUUAAUCAUGUUUGCCUUGAGCUCGAAAAAUACUACGCCGUCAAACGAGUUUCGGAGGACGAAGUUAAACGAAAAGUAAUGUAA
Cercopithifilaria johnstoni is the source of this 1563-nucleotide messenger RNA. NCBI's taxonomy places the organism in Eukaryota, Metazoa, Nematoda, Chromadorea, Rhabditida, Onchocercidae. The record is from the annotation of a GenBank genome assembly.